CGUGACGCGCGGGGCGGCAGCACGGCGAGUUUGAAAUUUGUGCGGGCGGAGCGGAGCGGGCGGUAUGGCCGAGCUGGGGCUGCCGGGCGGGGAGCAGGGCCCGCCGCGGGCCGGGAGCGCCGCUGGGCUGCAGGAGCGCGCCGAGGAGACGAAGCCAGCUCCCACCCAGGAAGAUGACGACACCUGCAGCGAUUAUGGAAGCCGUGACAGGCCGGGCACUGCCCUGGGAAGGACGGUACCGGAUGGGAAUGUGCUUUUUCCAGACAUUUUUCGCACGGAUCAUCUUUUGUUUUAUGAGCGAUUUAAAGCUUACCAGGAUUACAUUUUGGCUGACUGCAAAGCUUCUGAGGUGAAAGAAUUCACAGCUGAGUACCUGGAGAAGGUCCUUGAACCGUCGGGAUGGCAGGCUGUUUGGCGCACUAAUGUGUUUGAGGUCCUCGUUGAGGUUGUUGAUGUGGAGUGCUCAGCUCUGAAGGCAGUUGUGCAGCUCUGUGAGCCUUUCCUGUGUGAGUCGCAGGUUAGCACCUUUACAUUGGAAUGCAUGCAAGAACUCUUGGAGCUGAAGGAGCGUCGGAUACCACUGCAGGAGCUGUGGGUUGUGUAUGAUGAGUCAGGAGAGUUUGAUCAGACAGCACUUGCUGUGGAGCAUGUCAGGUUCUUCUAUGAGUGCAUCUGGAGGAGCUGGGAUGAGGAGGAGGAGGAUGACUUUGAUUAUUUUGUGCGAUGUGUUGAGCCUCGACUGAGACUGCAUUAUGACAUCCUCGAGCACCGCGUGCCUUCUGGGCUUGUUGCUGAUUACCACAACUACUUGUCUCAAUGUGAAGAGCUCUACAGGAAGUUUUUAAAUGUGAGGAACAACAUAGCAAGCAGUGAUUCAGACUCUGAAGUGGAAAAUGUCUCCAUGGUGGAGGGACUAAAGUUGUAUGAGAAAAUAGAGCACUUGAAACAAAAACUAAAACUAAUUGAGAAUCCUUUGCUGAGGUAUGUGUUUGGUUACCAGAAAUACAGUGGUCUCCAAGCUAAAGGGCAGAGACCAACAGGUAUCAAGAUCACUCACGUUGUAUCAUCAACUGUGAUGGCGAGUCUCUUGCAGUCUUUGAUAAGGGACAAACUUUGCCCUGAGUCUUGUGGUGAAGAACUAGAAAUACAGUUCCACAAUGAUCCGCUGGCAGCUGUAAAUGCUUGUUAUGAAGGAGACACAGUCAUCAUCUGUCCUGGUCAUUAUGUUGUAGAUGGCAUGUUCUGCAUUGCUGAUUCUAUUGAAAUGGAAGGCUAUGGCCUGCCAGAUGACAUUGUGAUAGAAAAGCAAGGGAAAGGAGACAACUUUGUUGACUGUACAGGAGCCAAUAUAAAGAUCUCCAAUUUGAAGUUAGUGCAACAUGAUGCUGUGGAGGGGAUUUUAAAUGUUCAUCAAGGGAAAACUACUUUAGAGAAUUGUGUGUUACAAUGUGAAACUACAGGCAUAACUGUACGAACUUCAGCUGAACUAUUAAUGAAGAACUCAGAUCUCUAUGGUGCCAAGGGUGCUGGUGUGGAAAUAUACCCAGGUAGUACGUGCACCCUGUUGGACAAUGGCAUACACCACUGCAAGGAGGGAAUACUCAUAAAGAACUUUUUAGAUGAACAUUAUGACAUCCCCAAAAUAAGCAUGGCCAAUAAUGUGAUCCAUAAUAAUGAAGGAUAUGGUGUGGUCCUGGUAAAACCAACAGUUGCCUCUGAUGUAAAGGAUGCUUCAGCAGAAGGAACAACAGGGAAUGCACGGUCUACCCAGUCAAGUGAUGAGAGAGUACAUGUAGAGGGCUUCAGACAAGAAGAACUACCUGAGUGUGUAGCUGAUGAAUUGGAGCUUUAUAAGCAAACUGACAUUUCUGAAGGCAAUUAUGAAAUUGUAAGUGAACUUGGUGCUACUUCUGCAAAGAAGAAUCAGCUGCACAAGAAAAGGCUGAGUGAACUGGGAAUCACAGAAGCUGAUGACAACUUAAUGUCACAGGAGAUGUUUGUUUCUAUUGUGGGCAAUCAGUUCAAGUGGAAUGGGAAAGGGAGUUUUGGUACUUUUCUCUUCUGACUGUCCUGACUCCUAGUGGCAUUGUAAUAAGAUUUGCACGAGCUGUUCUUCUCACUGCUGCUUUCUGAGGUGGCAACUUCCAUCAACUUUCCAUAACAUUAUUAAAAUAUUUAUUAAUUAUAUAUAUAUAUAUAUAUACACACAUACACAGCAUGUGAAAAAUUCCUUCGUACAAGCAUGAGCAAUGCUGGUAGAAAACAGAACUCUGCUAAUCUAUGGACUUGCUCUUUGCUAGCUGUCUGAUUUUUUUGUAUGUUUAUUUAACUUCUUUGGUGGCUCUUUUUUAAUAAACAAAAAAAAUCUUUUUACAAAGAAAAGGUUCACCAUGGAAGAAUGGACAGCAACUGCACAGCAAUUAGUGGUACCCUUUCCUCCAUAGUUCUUUUUAAAGUGCCAUUAGCCUCUACAUCCAUCCUGUAAGAGAAUGAUAUGCUUCUUUUUGUGUGUCAUGCAACUGACCAGUUCACUGGCUUCUGUUUGAAAUAUAGUAGUUGGCUGCCAUGCUUUGUGCUUGAAGACAUUUCAGUGGCUCACUGUUCAUUAUAAAUUAAGUGGAGAUGAAACUUGGCUGGACUGCCUGCCCCAGGAUUCUGCCUUCUCAGUGCUUCUCAUGCCUUUUAAAUAUAAAUCCAAAUACUUUAUUGAAACUUACGCUGCCUUCAGGAGUUGUAUUUCCGUACGCCAGUUCAAAACCUAUUCUACAUUUAAGAAAAUACUAACUCCCAAGUGAUUCAAGAUGGUGCUAUGAAGCGCAAUAUGGUGUUGAGAAGAAGGAAGGUGCCAGCAUAUGAAUUUCAGAAUGACUUCUGCAAGUGUCAUAGCAGCUAAAUACCUUCACUGGAAAUGUGGUGUGUUGCUUGAGGUGGAAGUGAGUGCUCUACUCCAUGUUUUUCGCUCUACCCACUUCUGAAACUGCGGUGGGAAUCAAAAUUCUCUUGAGUCUGUGACUUGUAAUGUGAGCAACUGAUAGAAAGGAAAAGAGAAAGGUGUAACUUUAAAGCAUUUUUUUCCUGCUUUUUUUUUUAACAUGAACCACAGCAUUAAUUGCAGCUUUCCUAUUCCCUUGCUGUUUUUGUUCUGCUCAGCGCACUUGACUUCAGAACUACACUUCUGAGUUUUAAUGAGCCUGAAUGCUGUUACAACAUCUUAACAUGCACAAGACAAUAAAUGUUUGCAGUUUACUCGA
Messenger RNA from Numida meleagris (helmeted guineafowl), 3251 nucleotides. RefSeq names its product SHC binding and spindle associated 1 (gene SHCBP1). The transcript is spliced from 13 exons. Gene Ontology annotation, biological process: fibroblast growth factor receptor signaling pathway. NCBI's taxonomy places the organism in Eukaryota, Metazoa, Chordata, Aves, Galliformes, Numididae. Bases 65 to 2065 code for a protein of 666 amino acids. The record is from RefSeq and is a predicted model, not a curated record.